CUUCGUGCUUUGGAACCUUAAUAAUCCUAAGAAAAACAAUAAGUUUCCAUAGCACUUCGUGCUUUGGAACCUUAAUAAUAAUAAUCCUAAGAAAAACAAUAAGGUUCCAUUGCACUUCGUGCUUUGGAACCUUAAUAAUCCUAAGAAAAACAAUAAGGUUCCAUUGCACUUCGUGCUUUGGAACCUUAAUAAUCCUAAGAAAAACAAUAAGUUUCCAUAGCACUUCGUGCUUUGGAACCUUAAUAAAGGAUUACAGUUAAGGGAGCAAACGUUAACCAAAUACAAACGUACGGCUCUUGGACUGAACAAGCAGGGUGCUAAAACUCAAAACUACAGUUCCUACGCGGUCCGCAAGGUGGCACUCGCCGCCCACCACUCCCGACACCGACAGGACUACUUAGCAAUGCUUAUGAUAUUUCGUAAUUUUGUCUGAUAUUCCAUAAUUUUGUAAUCAUUAAAGGGACUACUUACUAUUGCUUAUAAUAUUUCAUGAUUUUGUCUCGCUUUAUAUUUCAUACUUUUAAUAUUCCUGAAGAGACCAAAGCGUACCUGUUUGUUCCUCCGACAGCCCUAUAUCCCCCUCUCGUACUAAAACACCCAAAUAACCUUUGCCAAGACCCUCUCCCUUCUCUCCUCCAUCUUCUGCAUGGUAUACAACUCUUGUUCCAGGAUACAGCAGUACUCUUGCUGAGCUAUGCACAAAAAUUGGAAACCAGUGUGGGUUGUAAAGACAGAAGAGACAUUUCCCUUUUUUCAGACUUUCUUGUGAGAGUUGCAGGGGAUUUUCACUGAUGGAAAGGUCAUAUCUGAACCCCUCAUUCCCCAACAAAUGUCGUCUAUGAUCAAUAUAUGUAUAACUGAGGCUGAUGUGGUACUAAGCCUAGCUAAGCUCAAAAUAAAUAGAUGGCAUCUUGCCUACAGUUUUAAAGGAGAUGAGGAAUAUUAUUAGCCGACCUUUAACUUUAUUAUUCCAGAAAUCCUUAUCUGCUAGUGUGAUACCUUCUGAUUGGAAGCAUGCUAAUAUAACACCCAUAUUCAAAAAAGGGGAUCGAAGUAAUCCAGCAAACUAUAGGCCAAUCAGUUUAACUGGAAAAAAUAAUGGAAGCUAUAAUCCAAGUGAAAAUGGUAAGUAACAUUCUGAGGGAUAACCAACAUGGAUUCAGGUGAGGAAGGUCCUGUUUGACUAAUCUGUUUGAUUUCUUUGAGGAAGCUACAAGAGAAAUUGAUCACAAAAAGGCCUAUGAUGUCAUCUACUUCGCUUUCCAGGAGGUCUUUGAUGUUGUCCCCCACAAAUGGCUCUUGCUUAAGCUCAAAGCUGCACGGAUUUUAGGAACUGUAGCAGCUUGGAUCGAAAACUUUGUAACAGACAGGAAGCCGUGGGUAUUUAUUAGAGGCACAAGGUAAGAGUUUUAAUGGGCACACAGAGAGGCAUACGGGACAGAAUAGUCAUAAUAAUGCAAUGACAGGACUAGUGAAACAAACUCUGACGUGGACUUAAAUACACAGAACUAAUGAAAACCAACUCACAACAGCUGAUGACAAGGGGAUUCCACACGAGGUUAACGAGGGGCCGUGGCACACACGAGGACAGGACUGGCAGGGUGUGACAAUAUAGGUUGCCUUAUAAAAACCACUGGAAUUCAAAGUGACAGAUCGCCGUAGAGUCCUGUUUAUAAACCUUUAUUAAUACUGAAGUGAUUAGAGGUAAGGUUUACUCACAGAUAACAAGUUAUGUCUGAAGCUUUAUUUGGUCACACAAGCAGCUUGAUGGCACAGACUCGGCGCUAUUUGUCUCUGAGGAAAAGGAAACUCAUUAGAUUUCCUGUCAAACAUUUAUUCAGGUAAUUACACCAGGAAUGCCGAAGGCAAGCAAUAGUCUGAUACAUAAUAAAAACUAGCAGCUGUCGGAAUGGUUUUAUUCGUUUCUAUUUAUGUUGAUUUAUUUAGUUGUUGUAUACUUUUGGAUUAAAAUGAAUUAAACAAAUUUGUCCGUCAUUGAUGUUGGAUGUUACUACCGUUGAUCUGUCCUGCCUGUAGCCUUCUUUCCCUUAAUAAAUCCCCAGUUUUCCCUGUAUUCCACCUGCCUGCCUUGUCUUUCCCUGCCUCCUGCCCACUUACCUGCCCGUCGCUACCCGGGAUACCUGACAACUGCAGUUCCGCUGUUUUGUUUGGCACCCUAAAUUAUGUCCUGCAAUCUGUGGAAAAAUCUGAAGGCUGAGGAAUGUUACGUAAGACAGGUAAAAUGCAAAAACUCUCUCUGGUGUAAUUCACUGCAUAAAACCAAUGGUCUUAAGUGUGGUGUCUUCUUCAUAACACUCCCUGACUUUUGUAUUCGUGACCUUGAGAUAGGGUGGGCUGCUUUUCUUCCUUCAUUUUACUAGUGUUCCUCCCUUUCCUCCCAGCCUUGGCUGGUGGUUCAGGCAGCAUCACCUCUUUUAAUGGACCACAGUUACACAGAGAUGAACAACAUAGAAUACUUUGGAUUGAGGUUUUGCAGUAAGAGGGUGCUGAAGGAAAAAGGAGUUUCAAAGACAUCGGUCUGCCUGUACUGCCGAUUUUGUCUCUGCCCAUUUCAGAUGUUCAUGUAAAGUGUGAAUUUACUAAUGUGACAUUCCUUAAAUAUAACCACUGAAACAGAACGGUUGUAAAUUUGCUGUCCAGUUUGGUAGAUGGACUGACGCAGAGGCGGAGCUAUGGAUAGGUCUGGGUGGUAUUGACAGUUGGGCCCACCCAAUUAGAUUAAUGAAACUGCAUUCUUUAUAUAUAAAUUACUGUCUUCUAACUCUGUUCCUAUACAUCACUGUUGUUACUGUAUCAAGUACGACAGAAUGUGUGCGCUCCCUCUAGUGGUCUUCUAGGUAUAAUUUUUUUCUCACUUUUUUGCUAUUCUGUCUUCUUUUCAUACCUAUAAUGCGGCGAUUAGCUUCAUACUGGGCACCGACACACCUGGAAAUGACGUAACAUCGAACCAAAUGCCAAAAGUAAUCAGAAGUUAGCACGCUGCCCAGAAUGCACAGAUAACAAGCUACACUGCAAGUCGUCCAGCCACGACGUCACCCAGCCCCUCGUCUGCCGUCUAAAAUACAGAUAAAUUACAUGUGCUCCAUAUUUCUGCAGCUGACAUUAUUUUGAACUGGGCCAUAAAGAACAUAUUCUCAUAGCGAUGGCUUUUAAUCAGUCCAUGCUGGAUCUGGGAGAAAUGAUGCGGCGAGCAAAGCAGGUGGUUUGGGUGCCGACGGUGCAUGAAGGUGUGCAGGCAGCGGCAGGAGAGAAGAUGUUAAGGAUUGUAAGGAUUAGAGUGCAAAGGUUGUAGGUGAUUUGAAGUUAGACAACAGAGAUUCGUGGCUGUGGAGCAUGAUAGGAGUUUUGUGUGAUUCAAAAGAAAGUACAGAGGAAUGUUGGCAGGAAAUGGAAAGAGAAGUGCCUGAGGAGGUGUGGACUGCUCAUGAUACAGAUGUAGGCCUAGUUAAUUCAGCUAGCCCACUGGAAAUUUAUCUUAAGCCAGGGUGCACACCACCCUGGAAAAACCAGUACCCCUUGAAACCUGAGGCCGAGGAAGGUGUAAGGGAAACGAUAGAGGGAUCACUGGAUGCAAGGGUGUUGGUGCCUACCAUUAGCUGCUGCAACACCCCCCUCUUCCCUGUGCCAAAGGCAGGAGGUGAAAAGUGGAGGCUGGUACAUGAUUUGUGUGCAGUAAAUGAGGUAGUGGAGGAUCAGACAGCAGAAGUUCCCAAUCCACACACCCUGUUGACAAAUGUGCCCCCCCAAUGCAAAAUGGUUUACAGUUGUGGAUUUGUGUUCAGCAUUUUUCAGUGUGCCCCUUGCAGAACAGUCACAGUUUCUGUUUGCUUUCACCUACAGGGGUCAGCAGUAUACCUACACGAGGAUGCCACAGGGAUUUAAGCAUUCGCUGCAUGUUUUUAAUCAGGUGCUUAAGGCAGACUUAGACUGAAUUUAAAAAGUACAGUGAUACAAUAUGUGGAGUAUCUAUUGUUGUGUGCGGAAACGCUGGCAGACUGCCACCAGGACUCAGUGCAGUUGCUGAAGGUCUUGGCAAAAGGGGGCCAUAAGGUGUCCAAGGCCAAGUUGCAGUACUACCAAGAGCAGGUUACGUACUUGGGGCGUGAGAUCAGCCACGGGAGGAAAGCUAUAGCAGAACAGCUAAAGGGAAUCACUAAGGCUCCGAAACCCAUGACUGUGUCACAGAUGCUGACAUUUUUUAGGGACGACAGGAUUCAGCGUGGACUGGAUUGAGGACUGUGCUGUGAAGGUGGCACCGUAGUGGGCACUGAUAAAGGAGGAGGGCCACACUAAUUUGAAGGCCCCCUUAAUUUGAACUCAGUAGCAUUUGAAUCUAUCAAGCAGAAGCACCAGAAUGCACCUGCUCUGGGCCUCCCAGUCUACACCAAGCCGUUUUAUCUGUAUGUCGGGAACAGGAAGGACGGCUUUGGGACAGCCCUGCUCACUCAGGACUUGUGUCCUGGCAGACGGAAGCAGCCAUUGGCAUACUAUAGUAUGAAGCUGGACAAUGUGGCUCAGGGAUACCCACCCUGUUUCCAGGCAGUGGUGGCUGCCUAUUUAGGCUAUGAAAAGGCCACUGCCAUCACAAUGGGUUAUCCAGUGACAAUUUAUACUUCACAUAAGGUGGUGGACCUUAUUGACAAAGGCAAAUUUGUGUUGAUCCCAGCAAGGCAGCUAGCGUACUUUGCAUUUCUCUCUUUCCCGGAUGUGACAAUAAAGCGCUGCACUACAGUGAACCCUGCAGACAGCAUUCCCCUGGAGGAUGAGGGGCAGCCACAUGAGUGUGUGGCAGAGUCUUUGGUUUACAUUAAACUGAGACCAGACCUGGAGAGCUCUCCCACUGAAAAUAGCGAGAUGGUUUUGUUUGUGGAUGGCUCAUGUUGGAGAGAUGGGGAUGCCUUGAAGGCUGGGUUUGCUGUAGUUCAGCCUCAGGGUGAUGAUUUUCACACUCUCGUUUCAGAGCCAGUGGCACAACCCUGUUCCGCUCAAUUAGUGGAGAUAAAGGCUUUGACUGCAGCGUGCUGGCGAGGACAACAUAAGACGGUUACAAUCUACACAGACUCUGCAUACGCACAUGAUGUAUGCCAUCUGUUUGGAGCAGUCUGGAAGCAAAGGGGGUUUUGCAAAAUUGACGGCUCCCCCAUUCAGCAUUAUAAUCAGAUUUUGGAGUUGCUACACGCAAUGAUGCAUCCCAAGCGUUUGGCUAUUGUUUAGUGUCAUGCCCACCGCAAAGGUCGUGAUUUUGUUAUUCAAGGCAAUGCGGCCUCUGAUGCGGCAGCCAGGGCGGCUGCGCAGGUCAGGACUGCUCAUCUUUUGCCUAUGGUGACUAUAGAGCUGGACCUUACUGUUUCUGAUCUGGUGGCCCUGCAGGAGCGUGCGGGCCCCUAUGAGGCCUCAGUGUGGCCUAAAAGGGGGGCCUCUAAGGAUGCUAAUGGUCUGUAUAGCAACCAUGAGGGGCUUUUGGCCGCACCUCUGUCUUUGGUGAACAUUUUGAUAACGGAUGCGCAUGGUCUUGACCAUUGCACAAGGGGGGAGGUGUUUUUACACCGCAAGGUUUCUGGGCACCACAGCUGCAAGCAAUGGUGGAUACAAGGUUGUCAGAAUGUGAGGUGUGCAUUAAGAACAAUGUACGCAAAGCAAUCACAGCCCCAGUAGGGCACAUUCCAGUGCCGGAGGGACUGUUCAGACACUUGGUGAUGGACUAUGUGGACAUGGGAAAAACAGCAUAUGGAAAGCGAUAUAUGCUUGUGAUUGUGGACAGGUUCAGCAGAUGGGUGGAGGCAAUACCGUCCAAGGACAUGGGGGCGAUGACAGUGGUGAAAUUCCUGAUCAGAGAGGUGAUUCCGAGGUUUGGGAUACCAACUGAAAUCAGCUCUGAUAAUGGAGCUGCAUUUGUGGGGAAAGUUACUAAGUUAGUGGUUCAACAGCUGAGAAUAAAACAAAGGUUGGGAUGUGUGUAUCACCCUCAGUCGCAGGGCAUGGUGCAGAGAGUGAAUGGCACACUUAAGCAGAAGCUGAAUAAGAUUUGCGCCACCACGAAAAUGAACUGGGUAGAUGCACUGCCAACAGCCUUGAUGGCGUAUCGGAUGGAAGCGCACAGGGUGACGCAUUUGUCUCCGCAUGAAAUGCUGACAGGGAGACCAAUGCCUGGAUCGACUUGGAGGGGGCCGUAUAAGGGACCCAGCCUAGAUCAGCUGGGGGAUGAAUUAAAGUUGUACAUGAGGACGUUAACCAAAAUACACAAAGCUAUUUCCAAACAGGAAAGGGAGAAAGCACAGAAAGAAGACACAGACCAGAAGGAGCCAGUAAUCUUUCCAGGAGAUAAAGUCUACCUGCGAGUGUUCCGGCGAAAGUGGCACAAGCCCCGACGAGAGGGACCCUUCAAGGUGACACGAGCCACAGCAACAGCAGUACAGGUAGAAGGGAGUAACACGUGGUAUCAUUUGAACCACUGCACUAGAGUACUGCACAAAAGGCAGAUAGUCACUGAAAACGACACAGAGGAUGUAGCUGCCCUUGACUCAGAUGGCCCUGAUGGAGCUCCCAGAGGAGCUCCACAGCUUGGAGAGGAGCCAGUUUCAGGUUCAGAGCAGACUGAGGGUCAAGAGGGAGCGUCGCAAGCAGACCAGCCACUCCAGACAGGACACGAAGCUGUGGGUUCUGGUAGGGCUGACAGCGAUGAUAUUGGUGAUGCUAAUGAUAUAUCCAGCCCUUCAGGUCUGGGGGCACAGCAGGACCACAGGUCAGUUCCUCUUGUUCGCUCCCUAGUGGGGAGAGCACUGGCCUGGCAGGCGACUAUAGCUGCAAUGUCUAGAGUGGUGGGAGGACCGUUUGGAGCGGCAUCCUCCUGGACCAACACGGAAACGGAUAGCGACAUAGACACCUUGGAUGCAGUCCUGCCCAUAGCUGAAGUUCGGCCGUACCGUGUGUGAAUACUCCGGGCGGGAGACCUGCAGCAUGCCUGCCUCCCACGACAUCUGGGAUUUUCUGAUUAUGACAGACUGUCUGUUAUAGUAGUAUGCAAUGUUAUUAGUUAACCUUUUACUUAUCUUUGUAUUAGAUAUAUCUAGAUUUUGUAGUCCUGCUAUACAUGCAAUAUAUUCAUGGGAGGUCAUUUUAUGGCGAUCCUCCCCUCCCUUCCUGAUGUACCCUCUGUGCUGCUGUUGGUUGAUUCUCAGUGUUAGUAGUUUGUGAGCCAUGCCUGCCAUGGACCCCGAAGGGGGGGGCGCGCCUGUGGCGGGCUGGGAGUGGAAUUUCCCUGGGUGAUAGGGUUUUUGCCCUCCCUCCUGGGCUGGAUGGACAGGAUUGUGUGUGGGGGAAAUAUAUUGAAUAUUAUUUAGCACUAUAUAACGUAGAAUACAAGUAUUAUAAUAUUAUUAAAAAGUAUGCCAAAUAUCCAUGAUAUUAUGUUUACAAUGUAAACAUUAUAAUGUAAUCAACACAAUGUAAUCAACUGAGUAUGUAUUUGCACCUUUUGUUAGUCUGAGUUUCUGUUUAUGUUACUUUGUUAGUCCUGAAUCUAUGAAUAUUCACUUUUAUUAGCGUAUAUUUUAUCACUAUGUUAAAGGACAAAUAUAUUAUCAACCUUCUAGUUAGACAAUGUGUAACAGGCUGAAACUGCCAAGGUUUACUACUGAAGGAAGGGAUUCGCCUGAGUUCACCAGAAGUUCACGGCUGAGCAUUUUUAAAAAACCAAGUGGAGCUGCUCGCGCCACCAUUAUGUUCAGCCGAGAGACCAAACGGUAAAAGAAAUGAUGGACAAACUUAUCACCUAGGGGUGUGGAUUAAGGGAAAAAACAAUGAUUGUGAAUGGAUGAAGGAAUGAUGAUGCUUAAGUGAUGAGAUAAGAAGAGAAUGAUAAUGAUAAGAACUUGGUGUAAAACAGUACUGGACACACUUUACGUGUCCAGCCUUGGUUGUAACUUCAUUGUUGCAGUAAAGACUGAAUUCUGGAUACUACACAAGCGGCCCUCUGACUUCUGAUUUGGCGGGGAAGGAGAAAAACCACGACAUAAACCCUCAGAACUGGUGUAAGAAUCAACUUUUGGGUGUUUAUAGUUUCCUGAUUCGGGAUACAGCAGUGCAUUCUGGGAGCCGUCUGUAUCUCCCACAGUGAAACACCCAGCGAAGUUAGGAAAAGAACUUAUCCCUUGUUCUUUGGUAACAGAUGGAGGCGUUUCAUCAUCACGUCCCUCCUUGCAUAGGCAUAGGAUGAAAUGAUCCACCAGGGAUGUCAACUGGGGUACUAAGGGCAGGGCGUAGCUUGGUCUUGGGUCAAACUGUCUGUCACAGACAGAUGUGAUGUUAAAAGUAUAAUAAUUGCAAAAUAAUGGUAAUAUUGCUGUUUUCUGCUAGAUGUAGGUGUUGAGGCUCAGAGGGAGGGGGAUGAGUGACGUGGAAUUGAAGAUCCACAGUGAGAAGGCAAGGGGG
This is a messenger RNA of Brienomyrus brachyistius, 8451 nucleotides long. RefSeq lists its product as uncharacterized. The record is from RefSeq and is a predicted model, not a curated record. Gene Ontology annotation, biological process: DNA integration. Gene Ontology annotation, molecular function: nucleic acid binding. The coding region runs from base 5601 to 6953 and encodes 450 amino acids. NCBI's taxonomy places the organism in Eukaryota, Metazoa, Chordata, Actinopteri, Osteoglossiformes, Mormyridae. The transcript has 2 exons.